Rhinolophus ferrumequinum (greater horseshoe bat) is the source of this 2309-nucleotide messenger RNA. RefSeq names its product SAM pointed domain containing ETS transcription factor (gene SPDEF). The transcript has 6 exons. The coding region runs from base 431 to 1417 and encodes 328 amino acids. Gene Ontology annotation, molecular function: DNA-binding transcription factor activity, RNA polymerase II-specific; sequence-specific DNA binding. Gene Ontology annotation, cellular component: nucleus. NCBI's taxonomy places the organism in Eukaryota, Metazoa, Chordata, Mammalia, Chiroptera, Rhinolophidae. The record is from RefSeq and is a predicted model, not a curated record. Gene Ontology annotation, biological process: cell differentiation; regulation of transcription by RNA polymerase II.
UGCCUGACUUCCAGCACAUUCCUGCACUCUACCUGCGUCUGUCCGUCUGUCCACGCUGCCCCACAGACUCAGACCCCAUGCCCUGAGCCACCUCAGCGCUCCUGUAAACCCCUACAGCUGGGUCUUGCCACGGUGCCAGCAAGUGGCCCUGGGCUGGGGGCUGGGGCUCCCUACAGGGCACGCAACCCUGAGACCUCAGAGGGCCACCCCUCGAGGGGGGCCAGGCCCACGGCGGCCCACCCGAGUGCCACCUGUGCCCCCAGCCCUGCUGGCCCCUGGUUCCACUGGCUCCCCAGAUGCCUGGCUGAGACCCAGCAGUGGCCUAACCUGCCCCCGCCUCCUCCUGGCCCCUGAGGUUGCAACUGCAGCCGGCGACUCCUUGGGCACCAGGCAGCUAUCGGACACAGCCGCUGGCCUGAGCAGCAGCGGGAUGGGCAGCACCAGCCCCGGCCUGAGCAGCGUGCCCCCCAGUGCUGUGUUUCGGACAGGCCCAGAGAAGGUGACGGCGGGGGCAGUGGGGCCCGAGAGACGGGACUGGAGCCCCAGCCCCCCUGCCACGCCCGAGCAGGGCCUGUCUGCCUUCUACCUCUCCUACUUUGACAUGCUGUACCCCGAGGACAGCGGCUGGGCCACCAAGGGCCCCGGGGAGAGCACUCAGGACGAGGUGCCAGAGGAGCCUGAGCAGUGCCCGGUCAUCGACAGCCAAGCCCCUGGAGGCAGCCUGGACUUGGCGCCAGGCGGGCUGACCCUGGAGGAGCACUCGCUGGAGCAGGUGCAGUCCAUGGUGGUGGGCGAGGUGCUUAAGGACAUUGAGACCGCCUGCAAGCUGCUCAACAUCACCGCAGACCCCGUGGACUGGAGCCCUGGCCACGUGCAGAAGUGGCUCCUGUGGACAGAGCACCAGUACCGGCUGCCCCCCGUGGGCAAGGCCUUCCAGGAGCUGGCAGGCAAGGAGCUGUGUGCCAUGUCGGAGGAGCAGUUCCGUCAGCGCUCACCCCUGAGUGGGGACGUGCUGCACGCCCACCUGGACAUCUGGAAAUCAGCGGCCUGGAUGAAAGAGAGGACUUCCCCUGGGGCGAUUCACUACUGCGCCUCAACCAGCGAGGAGAGCUGGACGGACAGCGAAGUGGACUCAUCCUGCUCUGGGCAGCCCAUCCACCUGUGGCAGUUCCUCAAGGAGCUGCUACUCAAGCCCCACAGCUACGGCCGAUUCAUCCGGUGGCUCAACAAGGAGAAGGGCAUCUUUAAAAUUGAGGACUCCGCCCAGGUGGCCCGGCUGUGGGGCAUCCGCAAGAACCGGCCUGCCAUGAACUACGACAAGCUGAGCCGCUCCAUCCGCCAGUAUUACAAGAAGGGCAUCAUCCGGAAGCCGGACAUCUCCCAGCGCCUCGUCUACCAGUUUGUGCACCCCAUCUGAGGGCUGCAGGCCAGACCUAGGCCUGAAACUCGCCCUCACCCGGCUUCCUUCCUGCCUGCCCCUGUCCUGGCUCGGGGAGAGGGCAGUCUGCUGGCAUUCAGAGUCCAAGGUCAGGGAGGGGAUGGCCCGCUGCUCCCAGGGGUAUAAGUGAGCUCUCUGGGGCCCGAGGGACCCCAGCUGGGGGUACCUCCUCCUCAGGUCUGGAUGUUCACAUGGCCAGCCCACUGCAGGGUGGAGGGGCCAGGACUGUCCUCAGUGUUCACAGCUCUCAGGGAAGGCCUUCCCUCUACCGUAGCCUCUGACCCCAGCAUUUCCAGAGCAGAGCCAACAGAAUGGCAGUGACUUGGCCAAGGCCACUCACAGUUGUGUGUUCUCUGCCACGCAUUCUGCACCAUGCUUGGCAUGAUGCUAGGAGACGUCUGCAUUCCUGAGUUGGGGAGCCAGGGGUGCCCCUGGGAAUGGAUAAUAAAGAUACUGACAUAAUCCCAGUGUCUGUACAGUGCUGAAAGUGGUUGUGGUCACAGAGGCCUGGGGUAGUCAAGGGAGACUUCCUGGGGGAGGUGGCAUAGAGCUGAGCCUAAAAGGAAGGGAUAAUUGGAGAAGCUGUCAGAGAGAGGCAGUGAGUCCUCAAGGCCAAGGAGGGGCUGGAAUGGCUCUGGUCUCCCUUCACUCUGGUGUGGGCUGAAAGAAGGGAGGGGGACUGGGGCUGAACAGGGUCUAUGCUUCGGAUUGGAAAGAAGGCAGGAUCCUCCGCUAUCCUCUUGCUCUGCUGUAGACCAGAGCUUUCUCUCUAGGGUGGGCCAGGGAGCUGGUCUUCCUGCAAGGAGGCCCAGAGCCCUGGUUUCUGCUUGGUCAACCAACAGAGCUCUGAGUUGGGGCACCAGGAGUGCAG